UCAAAAUUUCACAGCAAAACAAAUUUCAUUUUCAUUGUGUUGCAAUUGAACAGAAUCCAACGAAAAACGGAAUACAAAUCGAAAAAAUGUCCAACUAAACAAAAGCCAAUCAUCAUUCUUGAAGAAUUUUCGGCAAAUAAGUAUGAAGUUGUUUCGUGUAAAUAUCAGAAUAAGUGUUUAAAUCGUAUACGAAAAUGUCGAAGCAACAAACGAGCAUCAACAACAAAUAUGAUCGCCUGAUUGCAUUGAUUGACAUGGAUUGCUUCUACUGUCAAGUGGAAGAACAACUGAAUCCAGAGCUCCAAGGCAAACCAAUCGCUGUAGUGCAGUACAAUGCUUGGCGAGGCGGCGGGAUCAUAGCGGUAAAUUACCCAGCCAGAGCUCAUGGUGUGACGCGUCAUAUGCGAGGUGAUGAAGCCAAAGAGCAAUGCCCCGAUAUUGAAUUAGUAAAAGUGCCGAAUAUUCGUGAGAAAGCCGAUUUGUCAAAGUACCGAAAUGCUGGCAAACAAGUAGCAACCGUGCUGCAAACGUUCACACCAUUAUUAACGCGAGCUAGUGUUGAUGAGGCGUAUUUAGAUCUAACGGAGCAAGUUCAAAUUAGAUUGAUGGACAUGAAUAAGGGAAAGUUCUCGUUGCAACCGAAUGCGUUGAAAAACACAUUUGUUGUGGGCUACGACAGUAUCGCCGAGUAUGUACAAGAUAUUUCCGAGCGGAUAACUCAAGGCACUGACGAUGGAAGCGAUGAAUUGGCUCACAUUCCAGAGGAGGAUCGCAAAGCGUAUAAGAAAAGUGAUAUAAAACUAUUGAUCGCAUCGUCGAUUGUGAGUGAAAUUCGAGCAGCGGUGAAAGAACAAACGGGAUACGAGUGUUCGGCUGGAAUUGCACACAAUAAAAUAUUAGCGAAACUCGUGUGUGGAUUGAAUAAACCAAACAAACAAACCAUUUUGCCGCUAAAACACAUUCCACAGUUGUACAAAACUCUUCCCGUAGGAAAAGUGCAGGGUUUAGGCGGUAAAUUUGGCGAGAGAAUCUGUGAAGAUUUGGGAAUUAAACACAUGGGCGAAUUGAUCAAAUUCUCAAAAGAAGAGCUCCAGCGACGAUAUGACGAAAAAAAUGGACAGUGGCUGUAUAAUAUGGCGCGUGGUAUCGACUUAGAAGCGGUCACACCACGAUUAGUGUCAAAAUCGAUUGGGUGUUGCAAAAAGUUUCCUGGUCGAAAUGCAAUAUCAGCGAUAACAACGUUGAACCAUUGGUUGCACGAGUUGGCCAAAGAGAUUUCCGAGCGAUUGGAGCAAGAUGAACUCGAAAAUAAUCGUCGGCCCAAACAAAUGGUUGUGAGUUACGUGCAAACGAUCAACAAUGCGGAUGUUUCUAGUUCGAGAAGCGUAAAUAUGACAACGUUCGAUGAGGAGAAAAUUGUGAGCGAUGCCAUAGAUGUGCUCAAAAGAAACACGGAGAAAUUCUUCAAAUCCAGUGAUAAUUGUGUGUUGAACAAUCCAAUCAAGUUUUUGGGCUUGAAUGUGGGUAAAUUCGAGAGUACAGAUGUAAAGAAAGGCAACACAAUCCAGGGUAUGUUCCAAAAGACGAUUGAGAAUCAGAAAAAUGAAACGAAAGAUGGAGUGGAGACAAGUGACAAAACAACCACCGACUGUGAUCAAACGGACAAGCCUGAGGAGAGUAACGGAGCGCCCAGUGAAGAUUCAAAGCCGAAGGAAGAGAAAAAAAGUGAUGUGCAAGAGUCUUACUUUGCUAAAUACCAUCGAAUGCAGCUGCAAAAGAAGGCUGAAGAAGAGGCACGAAAAGCAGAAGAAGAGAGACGACGCAACGAAGAAGAAGCCGAUGAGGAUCAAGAAAGCGACGAAGAAAAUACAUUGAACAACGACAUGUUAAUGGAAGAACUGAAACAAAAUAAUCAAAGUGUGCAGCAACAGCCAGAGGCUAUACCACGUUCAGAAUCACCAGCUCCAUCAACAUCGUCGAAUGCGAAUUACAUGGAAAGCUACGCCGAGUUUUACAAGCCGCUAGAACUGCCGAAAGUUGAAUGCACAAAAUGUGGAAAGAAAGUGAACGCGCACGAAAUUCAAAUUCACACUGACGAGCACCUCGCAUUUCAGCUUACUCAAGAGCAACGCGUUGAAUUCCAAAGUCAACUGAAGCGAAAUAUCGUUUCCACAACGCCGGCGGCGAAGAAGCAAAAGACAACAGCCAACAGCAAAUCGAAAUCUCCCCCCAAAUUGGCAUCGAUUCAAAAGUUCUUGGUGAAAGCUGGUCAAGAUGUGACGAUAGCCAUGCCGUCCACGAGCACAGCGUCCAAUGUUGAAACGGAAAAGUGUCAGGAAUGUGGCAAAAAUAUUCCGAUCGUUGAACUAUUCGAGCACAUGGACUAUCAUGCCGCCAAAAAGCUUCAAGAUGAACUAAUGAAAGCUGAGAUUGCGAAUCGAACGAAUAACAAUACGAUACAAAACAGUGCCGGCAAAAAUGUGAGCGCAGUCAAAGGGAAAAAAUCAAAAACGAAAACAUCUAGCAAUGCAACCAACAACGGUGCACCGAAUGCAAUGAAGAACAUCGCAUCGUUCUUCAAAAAUACUUGAUUACUGGACAGUUCAACGAUUUGAAAGUUCAGAUUUUGUUGAGCAUAUUUGAUAGGAGAUUUAGUCUAGAAUUGGAUCGUUUUAAUGAUAAUUUUUACUUAGUUACUCAAGAGUUCAAAAAACGGGUUUAGAUUUAACAGUUAUGUUUAUUUCGUAAAUGUUAUAUAUUUCAGUUAGAAACGAUAAUAAAAACGUAUUCGGAAAUAAUGAUUGAAA
This is a messenger RNA of Sitodiplosis mosellana (orange wheat blossom midge), 2807 nucleotides long. RefSeq names its product DNA polymerase eta-like. Gene Ontology annotation, molecular function: damaged DNA binding; DNA-directed DNA polymerase activity. The record is from RefSeq and is a predicted model, not a curated record. Gene Ontology annotation, biological process: response to radiation; error-prone translesion synthesis. Gene Ontology annotation, cellular component: replication fork; nucleus; site of double-strand break. NCBI's taxonomy places the organism in Eukaryota, Metazoa, Arthropoda, Insecta, Diptera, Cecidomyiidae.